Aspergillus caelatus is the source of this 977-nucleotide messenger RNA. RefSeq lists its product as uncharacterized. Gene Ontology annotation, molecular function: oxidoreductase activity, acting on the CH-OH group of donors, NAD or NADP as acceptor. The record is from RefSeq and is a predicted model, not a curated record. Bases 204 to 977 code for a protein of 257 amino acids. The transcript is spliced from 3 exons. NCBI's taxonomy places the organism in Eukaryota, Fungi, Ascomycota, Eurotiomycetes, Eurotiales, Aspergillaceae.
UAGGGCUGAUUGUUUAUCACCAUACUAGACAAGUUCCACGCGGACGAUGCGGGGGCGUGGGGGUUCACAUAACUAAAACUGGUAAUAUUCGAGGGGAAACCUGGCGUAAGAAUGAUAAGCAGCUAUAAGUAGUCGGCCUGCCACGCCCAACUUCGCUGGGACGUUCGUGGUCGGCUACUGGGCGUCCUGCAUCAUUCACCAUAAUGGAUAUCUUUUCCCUCACGGGGAGAACCGCCCUUGUAACGGGUGGAACUCGAGGAAUUGGACAGCAGAUGGCUAUUGCUAUGGCUGAAGCUGGCGCGGAUAUCAUUCUGGUUCAGAGAAACACUAGCAAUCAAGACACGAGGCAAAAGAUCGAGGACCUAGGGCGUAAGGCAAUGAUUUACACAGCCGAUCUAGCUUCUCGGGAGUCUGUCUCUACAUUAGUGUCGGAUGUCUUGAAUGAUGGGCAUGAUAUCGACAUCCUUCUCAACUGCGCGGGAAUACAACGGCGACACCCGAGUCAUAUUUUUCCAGAUAAUGACUGGGACGAGGUCCUCCAAGUCAAUCUUUCCACCAUUUUCACCCUCUGCCGGGAUAUCGGCGCCUAUAUGCUCACCCGGACCCCGGAUUCCUCCGGUCACCGCGGGAAUAUCAUUAACAUCGCCUCUCUCGUUUCAUUCCAAGGUGGAUUGACCGUGCCGGCUUAUGCAGCUGCAAAAGGUGGCGUGGCACAAUUGACCAAGGCGUUAUCGAAUGAAUGGGCCGCCAAAGGAAUCAACGUGAACGCGAUCGCCCCCGGUUAUGUAGCUACGGACAUGAACACGGCAUUGUUGCAGGACCCGGAGCGGUCGGCAAGUAUCCUUGCGAGAAUCCCCGCGGGACGAUGGGCAACCCCGGAGGAUUUCAAGGGAGUGACGAUAUUCUUGGCAAGUCGAGCGAGUGGAUAUGUCUCUGGUGAGAUUUUGACGGUCGACGGCGGGUGGAUGGGGAGGUGA